Molecule: messenger RNA, 523 nt
Organism: Prorocentrum cordatum
Lineage: Eukaryota; Dinophyceae; Prorocentrales; Prorocentraceae
Source: the annotation of a GenBank genome assembly
GCCCCAAGAUGGCCCCAAAAACAUCCCGAAGUGGAUCUCGAAGCACCCGGAGUUCCAACGGUUCCUGGAGGCCGCCAUUGCAGAUAUGUCCACGGAGCUAGGUCCCUGGGAGCGCCUUGAGCAGCUCAAGGGGUUGAUGUUCGCCUCGGCCGCGCACGUGCGCGAGUUUGUCAAGCACGAGGUUGCCAACACACUCGAGCUUAAGCAGUAUUGGGCCUUGCAGGCGUCAGCGCACAUCGACAGGACUUUCGCCUACGCCGACGAUUUCUGCUUUGGUCUCAGAGACGUUUUCCGCUCCCUGGGCCCCCUCCUCGCCCUGCUGACUCGGCUCGAAAAGAUUGCGGGACUCAGGCUUAACUUCAAAAAGUGUCAGAUCCUGGUCGUGGGCUCCCUUGAUGUGAACCUCCUGAGGGACUCGGUUCGGUUGCUUGUGGGUGAGUUCAAAAAGAUCCAGGUCUUAGAGGUUGUCAAAUACUUAGGUAUCUAUAUCGGCCGUGGUGCCGAGAUGGUUGCGUGGUGCGAG